UGUUAUUCCGAAGUUCUGUUGCAUAUUCAAACAGUAUGUGAAACUGUUAAUAUUCUUGGAAAUGAUUUGAAAGUGUUACCAUUUUUUCUUUAUAUUAUCAGUAAUAGAGAAAAGUUAAAAGAUCUUAACCAUGUGGAACUACCUUAGGGGACAAGAAUGACUUAGGAUAUAGGUAAUGGUUAAGGUUCGGACCUUUCUUAUGUAAUCUAAAUUUAGCCUUUUCUUUUAUUCUUGAUUCUUGAAGCCACUGUUUCCUUUCUCUCUCAUUUUGUCUUCUGUCACUUUGUUUUGUUGGUUCCUCUUAACUUGGACCAAAGGAGGAACAGACAAAGAUUUACUUGUGCUAAGCGAGCUGGGAUAUACAAGAUCUGCGCAUAGAGACACUUCUCUGUUUAUUUCUGUCUGAUGGCAUCAUCAUCAUCUCAGUUCUCUCGAAUAAAACAUGAUGCCUUUAUCAGCUUUUGCGGCACAGAUACACGUUCUGGUUUUCUUAGUCAUUUGAAAAAAGAAUUGCGGCAUAAGCAAAUUGAUGCCUUCGUGUAUGAUAAUAAGCUUGAGAGAGGAGAUCUAAUAUCACCAGAACUUUCUGUAGCAAUAGAAGAAUCAUUCAUUUCGCUUAUCAUAUUUUCAAAGAGCUAUGCUUCUUCGACAUGGUGCUUGAAACAACUGGUGAAAAUCAUGGAGUGCAAGGACAAAUAUCAACAGAUUGUGAUUCCUGUUUUCUACGACAUUGAUCCAACAGAUGUAAGGCACCAAAAGGGGUAUUAUGCAGAUGCUUUAGCUCAGCAUGACUCAAGUUACAAGGAAGAGGUGCCAAAUUGGAAAUAUGCCUUGAAUAAAGCUGCUAAUUUAUCUGGAUUUCAUUCAUCAAAGUAUGGGGAUGAAGCUAAGCUUAUUGAAGAAAUUGCCAAAUCCAUGUCAAACAAGUUGAAUAAUGUGUAUCAAAGUGACUUCACAGACCUUGUUGGCAUUGAUGAAAGAAUUGCAGAUUUAGAAUCUCUAAUGGAUCAAGGGUUAGAAGAUGUCCGUGUCAUUGGAAUUUGGGGCAUGGGCGGGAUUGGCAAGACAACUAUUGCUGCAGCAGUUUUUAAUCGAUUUUGUUCUGAAUAUGAAGGUUGUUGUUUUUCGGCAAAUGUAAGGGAAGAAUCAAAGAAAGGUGGGAUUAUCCAUGUGAAGAACAAAAUUCUUUCUAUACUACUGAAGGAAAAUGAUUUAUACAUUGGCACUCCCUAUGGUGUACCCCCUUAUGUGAAGAGAAGGCUUCUCCGGAAAAAGGUUCUUGUUGUUCUUGAUGAUGUUAAUGAUUUGGGUCAACUAGAAAAUUUAGUUGGAGCAUUUGAUUGUUUUGGACCAGGUAGUAGAAUCAUUAUUACAACUAGAGAUAAGGAAGUACUUGGUCAAAAGGUUGACAAAAUUUAUGAGGUGAAGCCACUGGAUUAUGAAAAAGCACUCCAACUUUUCAACAUGAAUGCCUUUAAACAAAGCUUUCUAGACAUGGAAUGGAGUGAGCUAUCAAAGAGGAUGGUUGCGUAUGCUAAGGGACUUCCAUUGGCUCUUAAAGUUUUGGGUUCUUUUCUCUAUGGGAAAAGUAAAGAAGAAUGGAAAAGCCAGUUGAAAAAGUUGGAGAAAAAGCCAUUCAAAAAAAUCCAUGAUUUGUUGAGAUUGAGCUACAAUAGUCUAGACCGCCAACAGAAAGAGAUCUUUUUGUAUAUCGCAUGUCUUUUCAAAGGAUAUCAAUAUCGUGAAAUAAUAGCUCUUCUAGAUGCUUGUGGUUUUACAACAACUAUUGAGUUAAAAGUGCUUCGAGACAAAGCUCUUAUAACUGAAGUCAUUAAUUUAGUAUCUAAAAAGCCCAUGGUAUCUAUGCAUGAUUUGAUACAGGAAGUGGGCUGGGAGGUUGUUCGUGAAGAAUCAAUAAAAGAUCCUGGAAAACGCAGUCGUUUAUGGGAUCCUGAUGAUAUUUAUGAAGUACUGAUAAAUAAUAUGGGGACUGAAACGAUUCAAAGCAUAAGUCUGGACAUGACAACAACUGGAGAUCUGUCCUUAAAUCCUCAAGUCUUUGCUAGGAUGCACAAGAUGAAGUUUCUUAAAAUAUUUACUCAGAUAUCUUCCUUGGAUGCACGUGUUCAUCUACCUCAAGGCCUUGAAUUUUUGCCCAAUGAACUAAGAAUUCUUCUUUGGCAGAAUUACCCUUUGAAAUUCCUGCCUCCAACAUUUUCUGCAGAAAAUCUUGUUCAACUUGUUAUGAACUACAGCAAUGUGGAAAAACUUUGGGAUGGAGUUGUGCCUCUUGUGAAUUUAAAGAAAUUUGACCUCAGGCACUCUACGAAUCUGCUAGCUCUCCCAGAUUUUUCUACGGCCAAUAAUCUUGAAUCGGUCUCACUGUUCAGUUGUAAGAACUUGCCUCUUGUUCAUCCAUCUAUUUUAUCUCUCCAAAAGCUUGAGUCCUUGGAUCUAUCAUACUGCGAAAAGCUUACCAGUCUUGUGAGUGAUAUACCUUUGAAAUCCCUCCGAUCACUCCGUCUAGCUUGCUGCUCAAGACUGAAGAAAUUCUCAUUGACAUCAGAGAACAUGAGAGAGUUAGAUUUAUCAGAGACAGCUAUUGAGGAAUUGCCAUUGUCCUUAGGAUGUCUCAGCCAGCUUGAAACAUUAUCUCUAUGGCGUUGUGAAAGUCUCAAGCAUCUUCCAGAUAACUUGGUUGGCUUGAGAUCUCUGCGUUAUCUCAAGGUAACUGGUUGUAUGAAACUUCAAUCUCUACCAGAGCUUCCACCAUCCAUUGAAACAUUAUGGGCUUCAGAGUGUUCUUCCUUGGCGACCGUACCAGUAUCUUCUGAUCCACUCAACACAAACAUGAAGGAAAUUCGUCUGGCAAAUUGCAUGAACUUGGAUGAAAAUUUGCUCAAUGAUAUUGGAUGGAACAUUCAUCUCAAGCUGAUGAAUCAUUAUGCAUUUGAACGGGUAUCCUCAGAAGACCAGGAGGAGCAAAUUGAUGUUUAUGUUCGAACUGGAGGAAUAUACCCUGGAAGCAAAGUUCCAAACUGGUUCAAGUAUAGAACAUCUCAGGCUUCGAUAACUAUUGGUGUGAAAUUCAAUAUUCCUGAUGCCUUCAUUUUCUGCGUGGUUCUUUCUCAGUUCCCAUUAAGCAGUUUCCUUAUCUCCAUCGCAGUUGACUGCUUCCUGGAAAACAAUGAUGGUGAGAAGCUUCAUGUUAAGUCUUUGGACCUCGUGUUGCCUGGCACAGAGCUUAAUUCAGAUCAUGUGUGUUUAUUUUACGUCGAAUGUUUGGGUUUUAUAACUGGAAGGAUUGAAGAAAGUAGAGACUGUUAUGAGCACAAAGUUUCAUUCGAAUUCUCGGCUCAGUCAGAGGUUGAGCAAGAAGAGGAGGAUAAAGAGCAAGAAGAGGAGGAUAAAGAGAUUGUGAUAAAAGGGUGUGGGGUUUACCCGAUAUAUGCCUCGCAACUUAAUUUCAUAGGGGAUGUUAACAGGUUAAAACCCAGAAAAGUUGGAGUUCAGAGCUGUGAUGAGCUCCGGCCACUUCCUCCGUUGUUGGAAGCCGGUGAAGCCAUUGAUGAUCCUGAAAGUUCUGGUGAGAAGAAAGAUGAGGAAGAGAGAGUCUUUUUAGCUCAAAAAUCCAGCGGAUAUAUAUUUUCACCACUUCCAACUGGAACAUGGAAGAAACCAACUCAAGGCUUGAAAGAUCUUGUCAACCUAUGA
Molecule: messenger RNA, 3714 nt
Organism: Neltuma alba
Lineage: Eukaryota; Viridiplantae; Streptophyta; Magnoliopsida; Fabales; Fabaceae
Product: disease resistance protein RML1A-like
Exons: 4
Coding region: 406-3714 (1102 amino acids)
Biological process (GO): signal transduction; defense response
Molecular function (GO): ADP binding
Source: RefSeq, a predicted model, not a curated record